Messenger RNA from Halteromyces radiatus, 1287 nucleotides. RefSeq lists its product as uncharacterized. The coding region runs from base 113 to 1108 and encodes 331 amino acids. The record is from RefSeq and is a predicted model, not a curated record. Gene Ontology annotation, biological process: regulation of actin filament polymerization. Lineage: Eukaryota; Fungi; Mucoromycota; Mucoromycetes; Mucorales; Cunninghamellaceae. Gene Ontology annotation, molecular function: small GTPase binding. The transcript has 7 exons.
AAAAAAAAAAAAAUCUGUCAUAUAUUCUUCCUUGAACAAUUAUUCUAUAUUUUAUUUAAAAAAAAACAAAUAACACGACAAAACAAUCUUUAUUAUCUAUAUAACAAAAAGGAUGGGACAAAUCUUGACUAGUUUGAACAAUAUUCGUAGUAAUGAAGUAAUGGUUCCUGAACUUGGUUUUGAUAUUGAAAAUGCCUUACCUAGUUCUGAAGAGUUAACCUUAUACCAUGAACUUGCCUCUCAAUUGGUGGAACCUAGUCAACCUUUAUUAAGGUCCUUGGAAAAAUAUCAACCUUCUUCAGAUGUUAUUCGAAAUGCAAUCGCUACACCAAGUCCCGAAAAUGAAAAUUUAGCUUGGGAAGCUGUUUUACCUACUGUCAAUAUGUUACGUGAAAUGUAUGACUAUGCUGAACAUCUACAAAAUGGAAUUCCUCGAUUGUUGAAUAUACUUUGUCAAGGUGAUGUCAAUAAGAACCUUCAAACUCAUCAAGGAUUGACCAAGUUAUUUGCCGAUGUACUUGAUUUUGUUUUUGAAUUUGAUCAUUUAAAGAUGCGAAAUCCUACACUUCAAAACGAUUUCAGUUAUUAUCGACGAAUGUUACAACGAGGACGAUACAGUGGAAAUAAUAAUGAUGAAGUAUCAGAUCUACGAAGUGCAAUGGUAGAAGAUGAUCAAGCCAAUCAAAUAUCAUUAUUUAUCGCCUAUCCUACUCCAUUAUUGAAAUGUGUCAUCGAUACAACUACAAAUUAUGUUAUGAAAAAUCGAUUACAAAAAGGUGUUGGUGAAUGUCUUGCUGCUGUUUGGGCUAGUUGUUUUUAUACCGUUAACAAAAAAAAAUCCCAACGACCUGAAGUAUCUGCUUUUUGUCUCAAAGUGAUGGUAGUGACCAUUAUUCUUUAUGAUCAUAUCGAUCCUAAUGGUGUUUUUACAAAACAAUCUCCAAUUAAUAUCAAGAACUCUGUAAAAAUGAUACAAACGGUCAACAUGCUAGAUAUACCAACUGAUUCUAGUGCUUCCAAUCUGAUGUCAGCUUUACGAUACAAUUCAAAACAUUUGAAUGAUGACAAGACUCCUAAAGGCGUUCGAAAUAUUGUGAUGGCUGCUUGAUUUCUCUUUGCCCUACAACUCCCUUCCUUCUUCCUUUUUUUUUUUUACUAUUACUAUUACUAUUAUUUUUAUUAUUAUUAUUAUUUUUUAUUAUUAUUAUUAUUAUUAUUUUUAUUAUUACUACUUCAAAUUCCCUUACUUUUUAUCUAUUAUAUUUUCAUUUAUUGUUAUUAUCGCUU